AAUAUUAUUUAUUUUCCAGGUUCGCAUAUGUUCGUCCGUGAAACAUUCAAAUAGGCAGCAUUUUUCUACUUAUUGACAUCCAUGGCGACGUCGUCCGAGGAUGUCCUCCUCUUGGUGAAUCACGUUCGUUACAAGAAGAACGAUGGGACUCUGUAUGUGAUGGAUGAACGGAUCGCCUGGAUUAUGGAAGGAAGAGAUACAUUUGCUGUCAGCCACAAAUAUGUGGACAUUAAGAUGCAAAAGAUCAGCCCAGAGGGGAAGGCAAAGGUGCAGUUACAAGUGGUGCUCCACGAUGGGUCUUCAUCUACAUUCCAGUUUGUAAAUCCUCUUGGUGUGCAGCAACAACUGAAAGAUAGAGAUGAUGUGAAGGAACUGCUACAACAGCUUCUGCCAAAGUUCAAGAGAAAAGUUGAUAAAGAACUGGAGGAAAAGAAUAAACUCUUGUCAGAGAAUCCAUCCCUUCUCCAGCUGUACAAAGAACUUGUCAUGACUCAGAUCAUCACUCCUGAAGAAUUCUGGAAGAAUCAUGCAGCUCAGUACAUGCAGAAACAACAGCAGGCCGACCAGCAACGUGUUGGAGUUUCAGGAGCUUUCUUGGCAGAUGUAAAACCACAAGCAGAUGGAUGCAAUGGGUUGAAGUAUAAUCUGAAUAAAGAUAUUAUUGAGUCCAUCUUCAAAACAUAUCCUGCUGUGAAAAAGAAACACCUGGAGUAUGUUCCUCACAAGAUGACAGAGGCAGAAUUCUGGACUAGGUUCUUCCAAUCCCAUUACUUUCACCGGGAUCGCAGUUACGCAGGGAAAGAUGUAUUUGCUGAGUGUGCAAAGCAUGAUGAACAAGAUCUGAAGACUGCAGCCAAAGCAGUUGAAAGCAAUCCCUUGGUUGAUUUGAGUCAGUUCAGUGAUACAUCUGUUGGAGAAGGAUAUGGAGAUACCCCAGAUCUUCCAUCUACCUCAUCUUCAUUCAGCAGUUCACAUGCCAUGAUAAAAAGGUUCAACCAUCAUUCCAUGAUGGUGUUGAGGGCAUGUGAGGAAGGUGACAAGGAUCAGUCAGAAAGCACUCCAAAUGGACUCUUAUCCUCAAAAGUUGCAGUAAAUGGAGAUUCUCAUCACCCUCCAAUUGGCAAAAAAGCCAAGCUCAUGGAGAAACUCCAGUAUGAAGACCUGGAACCACUGGAAUCCACUUCCAUGGUUAAAAUCAACUACAGUCACAUUGAGCGAUACUUGCAUGGCCCUACACUCUCUGGCUUUCAGCCUCCUCAUCCCUGUGAUAGUGAAAGUGAUGAAAGGGCAGGUCAUUUGGCAUACAUGUUGGAGGAGCUGCAGAUGUGGAGGCCUGACAUCCAAAACGUGUUGACGCACUCAGUGGCAUUAGAUGCAUUGAGAGAUCUCUCACCUGGUGGAACCCUCAUGACUGCAUCUCAUUCUGAAACUUCCACACAACUGUUGACUGAAGAUCUGAAGAAGGAAAUGGUGCAGUUAUACCUAUCAUUGAGUGAACUUUUGAGGCAUUUCUGGGCAUGUUUCCCUGCCACCACUCCACAGCUGCGGGAGAAGGUCACACGCAUGAAGGAGACAUUGGAACGCUUUGAAAUGGCCAAAGUGAUUCCCUUCCAGGAAAAAGUGAGGCGGAGUCACACCGUCCCUGGUGAUGUGAGUGCCCACCUACACAGCAUGCUCAAGGCUGCCUACUAUAAAUUUGCCUCCUGGCAGCAGAAGACUGCUAUUGCACCCAAGAUCAGGUAGCAUCUGCACUUGUAUUUCACAGUCUGCUGCAAGUUGGCUCAAGAUGGAUUGAGUAUUCCACUUAUUGGGAGAUUCUAAUGCAAUAGGGGAGUAGCUACAAAUGAGUUUCAUUGGUUUGAAAUGUCAUAUGAACUUAAUGUCCCUGAAGAGAGCCACAAAUGUUAUUUAGAGCAAUCUAACUCGUGUUCAAUAUGCUCGAUAACAACAUUCAAACAGAUAUAGGCCAACACAGUGCUGUGAAAUAGUUUUUGCACAGGCUCACCUCCAGUCUUCAUCCAUGAUAGAGUAUUUUUUCAUGUCUGGAUGAGUACUCCAUUUUCGUUUUUAUAUGUUUGAGGGAUAUAUUUCUGAAGAGUCUCCUGUGAUAUGAAAUAAAGAAUGUGAAUUUUUUGUGUUUUCCCAAUCCUGCAUUUGUUUCCUUGCAGAGGUGGGAGUGAGAUGGGAAGAGGUGGAUUGAGACUCUCUCUUAACAUGCAGUCUAACCGUUUCAAAACUAAUGUGACUAAAGAC
Molecule: messenger RNA, 2253 nt
Organism: Darwinula stevensoni
Lineage: Eukaryota; Metazoa; Arthropoda; Ostracoda; Podocopida; Darwinulidae
Source: the annotation of a GenBank genome assembly